Messenger RNA from Ctenocephalides felis (cat flea), 4321 nucleotides. RefSeq lists its product as uncharacterized. The record is from RefSeq and is a predicted model, not a curated record. Gene Ontology annotation, molecular function: protein binding. NCBI's taxonomy places the organism in Eukaryota, Metazoa, Arthropoda, Insecta, Siphonaptera, Pulicidae. The transcript has 21 exons. Bases 9 to 4262 code for a protein of 1417 amino acids.
ACCAAGGCAUGAAGAUUUCAUCCAGUGAACAAAAUUUACGCGAACAAAAUGCACCAAUAAAUCGCGGGCAACCUUCACAACAAAGUAUAAGAAAACGUUUGCAUAAACAAAUGAGUGAACAAGAAGUUAUAUUAAGUGACCAGCAACAUGGAUUGAAUAAAAGUUCAAGUGAGCAUAAUAUAAAUGAGCAGUUAUUGAUCAGUAAACGCGAACCAGGAGCUGGUGAUCAUCAGCAUAGCAAUAUUUACAAAAGCCUGCAGAGUGUCAACAACUGCAUAGAGUUGACUCAUAGUGUGGCUAUCAGAAGAUGCGAAAAUUGUUUGGCUGAAUAUAUGCAUAAAACUUUGGUAGAUGAAGAACAAGAAAAUCUAAAAAAUGCAGGUGGUUCUGAAAAGAGUAGUACCACAGAUGAAAAGAACGAUAAAGUCAAUGAUAAUGGUAAUUCUCAUCAAAAAGUAUUUGAAUACUGUGGAAAUUUCCUAGCAAAACGAAACUCCACUGAUCUUUUUCAAGACAAUUGUGAAGAUAUCACUAGUUAUUUGAAGCAUUACUAUCAACCUAAAUCCCACCAGGACCACACGACUUCAUUAUGCUGCACUUUGAAACACAAUUCAGUUGAUGAUCAUCCCAACAAGGAAGAUCCAGAUAAUCAUUUUAAAUCCCAACAAAUAACGAUCAAAAAUACUACGACAUUUUCGCAGCAUUUAGAAAACCGGUUAAACAAACUUCAAGAUAUGUUCGGAAUGGAACCGGUUGCACAAUUUUGUCGAUAUAUUUGUUGCACAGAAUUCGGUUUAACAGAGAGCGAAUGUCUGGAGCUCCUGGUGCCGAUUGAGAAAGAUGAUUCAAUUCAUGAUGAGCCGAUUGGAUGCCGAUUUGAAGAAAAAGGAGAGUUUAAUUUCAGGACUUUUCGUGCUGUUAAGGAAGCUUUUGGCGAAUUGAUUUUGGACAAAUACUUGACUGGUAAAAUUGUACUCCAAUGGCGACAUCAGCAGAUGGGCGUGAUAGUAAGACGAAAAUUUUUAACAAGGGAUGUUCAGAAACAAACUCAUAUUCAGGUCGCCAAUUUAUUUUUGAAUGAAGAUGAACCAGAAGCUUUAGAUGAGGCAGAUGAUAGUUCUCAAGAUAAUCCGGCAACCACGACAACUUACAAUCUCCGACAUGUGGAGGAAUAUUGGACUCAACUUCUUCGAGCUGGUUCACUGGAUCGCCUGAAGAAAACUUGUUGUUGUAACUUCGAUUUUCUUUUAGCAUCGGUUCAAAUGGUGUCUAUCAGUUACUUACGGUGUUUGUUGGAAGAAAUUCGAGAUUUUAUUUUAGAUCGGGAUAUCGAAAUCGUGUAUUACAUUAUUCAAAAAUCUUCUGAUACAUUAACAAGAGAUCCAACACAGUUGGCAGCUCAGAUGAUAAGUUGGCUGAAACGUAUCACAGACAUUGAAGAUCCACUUAUUGCUGCAUCCAAGGAUAUUCUAGGAUUACCUUCAUCGGCAGUUUCUAAUAAUCAGUUGAAUUCUCCAAAUACUCCAAAAGAUGUUUCCAAAGGGUCAGAAGGCGACGCAAAGAACAAUGUUCUGAAUCAGUUGAUGACGUCUUCGAUGGCUUGGAGUGAUGGUUUUACAUCGCCUCUGCUCGUCCCUUUGAACUCUUGGUUGCCUCCGCCGAUUUCUGAACAUAUAAAACAUAUGACUGUCCGCCAAAGUGUGAAUCUGCUGCGAAUUACUCCUGGUUCUCAACACUUGGUCGUGGCCUGCGCCAAUAAAUCUCACCUGGAAUUAUAUCACAUAAUGAGCAACAGACUGGUUCAUGUUUUUACAGGUCACAGUGGUCCUGUAACUUGCAUGGAUAUAACCAAGGGUUCUCAAUAUUUAUUGACUGGUUCUGAAGAUACAACUGUUAUAAUUUGGGAUCUCAAAGAACUGAGAUUGCGGUUUCGUAUUUUUGAGCACAUAGCGCCAAUUUUAAGCGUUUGCUGCGCCUUCGAUUCGGAAGUAAUAAGUGCAGGCGACGACUCCAGUAUUAUUGUGACGUCACUUGUCGAUGGAACCACCAUUACCAAGAUAGAUCAUCAUAGAGGUCCUGUGACAGCACUGGUUGUGGAUAAGGAGCAGGAUAUAUUAUUGUCAUCUAGUCAGGACACGACAAUAUGCAUCUGGGCUUUGACUGAUUUUGAAUUGCUCAAUUGUAUUAAAAUGCAGGAUAGCGUUUUAUCACUGGACAUCAGCGGAGAUAAUGUAUUUUUGCUGGCACACUGUAAAGAUAAUGGUCUUUAUGUGAGAUCGUUGGUAACAGGAACAGAGCUGCAUAAAUUGGAGGAUGCGCAUUCAGAGAUCCAAUGCAUCUCUAUUGCCAAUGACAACAGACGCGCCGUUGUCGGUUGCGCAGACGGAUCAGUCCUGGUAUAUGAAUUGCAUUCUGGAAAAUUGCUCAAAAUGUACAGAAAUAAAAAGAAUUACUUCAAAAGUUAUAUUCACAAAAGCCAUCAAGUCAUUGAUACAAGUAUAUAUGUUGAGGAUAGAUUAAAAGACACUGCGUAUUUGCAUAUGAAACUACAUGAUAAUAAAGAUCUCGAUAGUAAGACAUAUACGAGCAUAUGCAUAUGCGAGAGCGAUGAUUUUUUAAUUGUUGGAGUUGGAGAUCAAGUAGAAGUAUAUUCCUUUAGAGAUGAAGGCGAAACAAAUAUAAAUUCUCAGUGUUUCACAAAGAAUCUCAAGAAGUCAAUGAGACACAGAAGACCUAGAAUUCCGAAUACUUCAUCAUCUACAAGUGACGUCACCUGUAUAAGUGACGUGACACGAGAUGAUCAAUUCUUUGCAGAGGGCGACUCCAAUGGUGACGUUACAGUCUGGUCUUUAGUCACUUCCUCGGUUAACAAUGUGUUUUCAUAUUCAGUUGACAACGGAAAAACUUCAGGAACUGGUAAAUCAUCAUCAAGUUCUGAUAAGACAAUUAGCGCCGAAAAAGACAAAUUCGCUAUCGGCAAAUCGUUGUCAGGUUCCUCUGAUAAAUUCGUGACCAGUCUCAGUAGCUCUCAUGGUGGUGGUGAUUCUUGUGUAACCUGCGUCACAGUGUCGCCUGAUGUCACAUUUGUUACGGCUGGUUUCCUGAACGGUGACAUCAUCAGUUGGAAGAUAACGGAUUCAUCGCGGAUAAGCAUAUUCAGGGGUCACAAAGCACCAAUAUCCUGCGUCAGAGUACUCUGGGACAACAAAAGGAUAAUUUCUGGCGGCGGCAAAGGUGAAGAAUUGGUAAUUUUGUGGUGGGUGGAUUCAGCAACUCCUAUCAGAGUGUACAAUGCACCAUCUGAACUUGUAGAUGUCACCAAAAUAUGCGAUAUAUUCUCAGUCUUUCUCAAAGUGGGCGAUAUCGCCCCCUGGUGGGCGAUAUUGAUCUCCAGGGGGGCGAUGAAAGGCCUCGCUAAAAUGUUGGUUGUUGACGUUGGGUUAGGGAGCAUUUGUAAUUUAUUUUUACAUUUUAAAGUUCACCAGAAAUUUGUAUCCCAACGAUUAAUGUCUUGGAAACCCAAUCAAAUAAAAAAUAAUCAGACAUUAAAUGAUUUUCAUUCACCUUGUAUAUCUGAUGCUUUUGUCUGUGAUGGAAAAUCAGAUUGCCCCAAUCAAGAAGAUGAGUCAAGUGAUCUUUGUGGACAAGAUGCCUGUAAACUACGUUGUAGUGAUAACAGAUGCAUCCAAGACAUUGUGUGGUGUGAAGCAAAAAUACCUCAUGAUUGUUGCCGAAAUAAAAAUAAUAGUAAUGGAGAUUUUGAUAAGAGAUUCAGAUUUGUAAAUGAUUAUGGAGAACAUGUCUUUGAAGGGAGUUAUCUUAGAACAAGAGAUUCAAAAUCUGGAGUUGAUUUUUUACAUAUUACCAUAUAUACUAUCAUAGCUUGUGCUAUAGCAUUAACCAUAAUUGUCCUGGUACUUGUUACAAUGCUCUGCAAGACAUAUAUAUCCAAUAGACAACAUUUUGAGCAAGAGAAUUGCCAGUCCAAUAAUUAUCGAUAUUCUACCUAUCAGGAUAUGAAUCGGUUUAGGCAGCCGAUGUAUCGAAAUGGAAAUUAUCAAUAUCCAGCAGUUGACAAUCACAGAAUGUUUUCUGCUCCAAGAUCUGCUGAAAAUGAGCAAAUUAGAGAAAAUUGUUCUAUAAGAAAUUUAAUCACUAGGUGGUUAGGGAUAAUACGAGGGAAUGAAGCAGAACAAGAUGAUGAGGAAAUGUCCAGGAGAAUGAAUCUUAUGAAUGAAGAUAACGCGAAUGCGUGCUGCUAGGAUGCGGUUCUCAAUCCGUGAGGCCGCUGCAAGACUGACAUAGGCGAUAAAGAUAACUA